UUUGGGUUGGUCGUUUACAUGUUUUGUAUAAUAUUAUGUUGAACUUAUGUUCAGAAAUAAUCAAUAUGUAUAUAAUAUGUCGUUGCAUUUUCCAGUGUACUACUAUCAAUCUCGAUCCGUACACUCUAUAUUAUUUUAAAUCGCUAUAAAGAUUAAGUGACUUUUGAGCAAUAUUGUAGCCGGAGGAACGUCGGAUUGGAAAUUAGUAAAAAAAUCUCCGAACAAACCGACACCGGUUGUCAGAUUCCAGUGCAGUACCCGAAAAUAACAUUAAAACAAAUAUACAAAACAGAUCAAAUGGCACAAACUGUAACCAACCAAUGUUCAAACGUUCUUCAGACAUUCCUAUGCGAUUUGUGUAAAAAAAGUUUUUAUACCAAAAAGCAAAUUCGCCGUCAUAUGAUUACCAUCCACAAAACUGUAACGGCGAAUCGUUUACUAGGAAAACACAAGUGUGGCGUUUGUUUAAAAUCUCUUACCAGGAAAUCUAGUCUGGUAAUACACGAACGCAUACACACUGGCGAGAAGCCAUACAAAUGUGACGUUUGUUCAAAAUCAUUUAAGGCGAGAUCCAGUCAGAUGCGGCACGUAAGCAUACACACUGGCGAGAAGCCUUACAAAUGUGAAGUGUGCCUAAGGUAUUUUGCAUUAAGUUCUCACCUUAUCCAACACAAACGUGGCCAUAUCGGAGAAAAGUGUGCUAAGUGCUUAAAAAUUGUGUCCCUAAAAGACUACCUGGCUGGGCACAAAUGUACCCUUACUGAAAAGAAGACAUACAAAUGUGUUUUGUGUCCAAAACAAUACACUCGAAAACAUAACCUUACAAUACACGAACGAGUGCAUACUGGAGAAAAGCCUUACACGUGUGCGGUGUGCGGGAAAUCUUUUUCGUCAAUAUGCAUUUUGGUAAACCACGAAAGUGUGCACACCGGCGAGAAGCCCUACACUUGUGACGUGUGUUUCAAGAGUUUUAGUUUAAAAAACAGGCUUGGGUUACACAAACGUGUCCAUACCGGCGAAAAGCCCUAUAAAUGUGUUGUGUGCCUAAAAUCGUUUUCGGUAAAAUCCAGUCUGGCAUCACACAUACGCCUGCAUACUGGUAAAAAACCCUACAAAUGUGUUGUGUGCCUGAAAUUGUUUGCGUUUAAAUCCAGUCUGGUAUUCCACGUACGAACGCACACCAAUGAAAAGCCUCACAAAUGUGCCGUUUGUUCAAAAUCAUUUUGGGCGAAUUUCUAUCUGAUGCAACACGUACGCAUACACACUGGCGAGAAGCCAUACAAAUGUGACGCUUGUUCAAAAUCAUUUAGGACGAAAUCCGGUCUGAUGCGGCACGUAAGCUUACACACUGGCGAGAAGUCAUAUAAAUGUGACGUGUGUCUAAAGUGUUUUAGACAAUAUUCAAACCUUAUCCAACACAAACUUGUUCAUACUGAUGAAAAGCCUUACAAAUGUGCCGUUUGUUCAAAAUCAUUUAAGGUGAAAUUCUGUCUGAUACAACACGUAAGCUUACACACUGGCGAGAAGUCAUAUAAAUGUGACGUGUGUCUAAAGUGUUUUAGACAAUAUUCAAACCUUAUCCAACACAAACUUGUUCAUACUGAUGAAAAGCCUUACAAAUGUGACGUUUGUCCAAAAUCAUUUAAGGCGAGAUCCGGUCUGUCGCGGCACGUAAGCAUACACACUGGCGAGAAGCCUUACAAAUGUGACGUGUGUCUACAGUAUUUCACACAAAGUUCUCACCUUAUCCAACACAAACGUGUCCAUAUCGGAGAAAAGUGUACCGAGUGCUUAAAAUAUUUGUCCCUAAAAGACUACCUGGCUGGACACAAAUGUACAAAUGUUUUGUAUACCGAGUCGUUCAAUAGAAAUUCUUACCUUGCAAAACACAAACAUAUCCAUACAAACGAAAGGCCUUAUGAAUGUGACGUGUGUUUAAAAUCUUUUUCAACGAAAGCGUCCUUUAAUACACACAAACGGGUUCAUAACCCAGAGAAGCCAUACAGGUGUAGUGUAUGCUCUAAAUCGUUUUCAGAGAAAUCCUACCUCAUUGGACAUGAAAACAUACACUAUUAAGUUUGCGACGUGCGCCUAAAACCUAUUGCGGUGAUAUCCUACCUCGCAGAAAGCCAUAAACACGGAUUGCCUUGCGAAUGCAAAGUGCGCUUCAAGUGUUUUGCCCAAAAAUUCAACCCGGCACGACAAUAACGUGUCUAUGUUGAAGAAUAGUUAGAUCUCUCUCAGUCAUCAGUCUUUACCUAUAUUUUAAAAUUAACAUUUUUUUGUCUAUGUGUUUUUCAGUAUUUUAUACAUGUAAAAAAACAUAUUUUAGACAUUUAAUAUUUUUUGUUGUACAUUUUUCUG
This is a messenger RNA of Adelges cooleyi (spruce gall adelgid), 2364 nucleotides long. Its product is annotated as zinc finger protein 271-like. The transcript has 2 exons. The record is from RefSeq and is a predicted model, not a curated record. The coding region runs from base 298 to 2076 and encodes 592 amino acids. Lineage: Eukaryota; Metazoa; Arthropoda; Insecta; Hemiptera; Adelgidae.